AAUCCUCUUCUGCAAUCUAAACUUCCCUUUCUCCCUAUCCUAAGCCUCUUCCUAAGCAGCAUGGUGUUGUUAAAACUAAAGUUCCCCUUCCAAAAGAGGGUGCGUCUGGCCCAGGGUCUCUGGCUGCUUUCAUGGGUGGCUAUGUUCUCUGGAGCCAUCACCUUUGUUAUGGGAGUCUUCCUCAAAACUGAGCUACAUCGCAGAUCAGAGGUGAUGCACAAUAUGGACAUCCACAUUGUGCCAAAUCUGCUGAUGGCAGUGGGGUUAGCAUCAGUGGGCAUCAACAUCUGUGCUAGCAAAGUCUGCCAGGACUCACUGGACCCCUCGCGUUUCCCACGCUGGAAGACGUUUCUUCCUCUGUUCUUCUUCUUCUCUGUCUUCUUCACCUCCUUGCUGCUGGUAGCCAUGAUUCUGAGCUUCGCCCUGCAGCCCAGCCUGGAGGAGUCUCUGAAGAUUGGGCUAAAGAACGGCAUCCGUUUCUAUAAGGACACAGACACACCAGGCCGUUGUUUCCAGAAGGAAACUAUUGACCGUUUACAGAUUGAGUUCCAGUGCUGUGGUAAUACUAACUACAGGGACUGGUUUGAGGUGCAGUGGAUCAGCAACCGCUACCUGGACUUCACAUGCAAAGAAGUGAAAGAUCGAGUGAAGAGUAACAUAGAUGGGCGUUAUCUGAUGGAUGGGGUCCCAUUCAGCUGCUGUAACCCCUCCUCCCCCCGGCCCUGCAUCCAGAAGAGUCUCCGGGACAAUUCUGCCCAUUACAACUACGAAUAUCAGACUGAAGAGCUCAACCUGUACAAUCGAGGUUGCCGCCAAGCCCUUGUCAACUACUACAUGGGUUUAAUGAACACCAUCGGCCCUUGUGUACUGCUUGUUUUCCUUCUCCAGAUGUCCAUUCUAGUGAGUCUGCGCUAUCUGCAGACUGCAAUGGAGGGUGUGCUGGGAGAGGAGAAUGUGGAGAUCGAGACAGAGGGAUACAUCCUGGAGAAGGGAGUGAAGGAGACAUUGUUGGAGACUAAAGAAAAGAUGAUGAAAUUCCUCCAGUUCGCUCAGGUGGGCGACGCAUCCGCUGCGACCCAGGGCACCGAGCCAGAGGCAGAAAAGCCAGCCACAGCCUAAAAG
Rhinichthys klamathensis goyatoka is the source of this 1122-nucleotide messenger RNA. It is a transcript of the gene rom1b, whose product is annotated as retinal outer segment membrane protein 1b. Bases 61 to 1119 code for a protein of 352 amino acids. The record is from RefSeq and is a predicted model, not a curated record. Gene Ontology annotation, cellular component: membrane. Lineage: Eukaryota; Metazoa; Chordata; Actinopteri; Cypriniformes; Leuciscidae. Gene Ontology annotation, biological process: visual perception. The transcript has 5 exons.